Molecule: messenger RNA, 1752 nt
Organism: Leucoraja erinaceus (little skate)
Lineage: Eukaryota; Metazoa; Chordata; Chondrichthyes; Rajiformes; Rajidae
Gene: hsdl1
Product: hydroxysteroid dehydrogenase like 1
Exons: 4
Coding region: 467-1456 (329 amino acids)
Molecular function (GO): oxidoreductase activity
Source: RefSeq, a predicted model, not a curated record
AGUAGGGACCUUUAGAGAGAUCAGCUGAUGCAAGUUCCCGGGCAGGAGACAGUAUUUUGCUUUUCAGUUCAUUCGGCCUAUGGGUUAAAUUCAUACAGUAGCUAUUUUAUUUCUGUAACGGUGUGCAUAAGCAGCACUUCUGCAGAACGCUUUUACAGCUGCAUAGAUUGUAAUAGCUAAAUGCAAGUCAUUUUUUAAACUGAAUAUUUGUAAGCGAUUUUUAUGCACUCCGGCAUCUCGUUUUUGUUUGCUUACUGCAUGUAAAGAGGAUUAAUACAAACUAUCAGAACAGACUACGGGCUGCAUCUACAAAGUUGUAUUACAAAGAGCAUUCUGAAAGUUUCCUGUUACCAAGCCCGAUAAUAUGUUCACGUGAUGCAUUGAUGUGAAAUUACAGACGUGCUAUUGUGGGACGCCACUGGGUUACUUUGUCCUUUAGAUUAAAAGGUUAUCCACAUUCCAUAGCAUGGCAGCGGUGGAUAGUUUCGAACUACUGUACUGGCAGGUUGCCAGGACGUGUAAUGUCUACUCAGAUGCAUUAACUGUUCUGGGAGCAUGGUAUGUGGCAAAGACAAGUAUCUGCUUUGUUUGUGAUAUCUACAGUAUGGUUAGACUCCAUUUCAUCCCGAGACUGGUGAGCAGGAAGCACCUGCUCAAACACUAUGGGAAAUGGGCCAUGGUAACUGGUGCAACAGCUGGGAUUGGUAAAGCCUAUGCUGAGGAGCUGGCUAAGCAAGGCAUUGAUCUGAUUCUUAUUAGCCAUGAUCAAAACAAGUUGGAAGCAACAGCCGCCGCCAUUACAGAAAGGUUUAAUGUUGAAACCUAUAUAAUCAUAACUGAUUUUACUAAAGGACGUGAGAUUUACCAACCAAUUCAAGAAGCUCUGAAGGAUAAGGAAAUAGGCAUUCUGGUGAAUAGUGCAGAUGUGCCUGCUGAAUAUCCACAGUUUUUCUUAAACAUUUCCGAGGACAAACUCUGGGAUCUUAUAAAUGUAAAUAUUGCUGCAACCAACAUGAUGAUCCGCAUUGUGUUACCAGGAAUGGUACAAAGGGGGAAGGGAGCGAUUGUUAAUAUUUCUUCAGGAUUUUGCUGCAAGCCCACACCACAGAUGGCCACAUAUUCAAGUACUAAGGUGUAUUUAGACCAUUUUAGCAGAGCUUUGCACUGUGAAUAUGCUCCCAAAGGAAUCUUUGUUCAGAGCUUAUUGCCGUUUUCCACAACAACUAACAGAGAUGGGUACGGCGAAGGCCUGCAUUUAUUCUCCUGGCUAGCACCAUCAGUUAAUGUGUAUGCACGUCAUGCAAUUUCAACCCUUGGAAUAGCCAGCAGGACUCCAGGUUACUGGAUACAUUCAGUGCAGUUCUUAUUUGCCCAGUGCAUACCUGAAUGGCUGUGGAUAUGGGGAGCUACACUGAUGAACAAUAGAUUGUCCAAAUGUGCAACACUCAAGUCAUAAAACAAAGGACAUGCUGGCUCUCAGAAAAUCAUGUUUGUGUACACUUAUUAUCAACAACCCAAGACUCUAUUAAGCAGCAUCAUUACUGUGAGAUUUGUUAAAUAAUUGUUGCAUUCUGAAAAUUAUUGAGGUGACACAAGCAACUUUAUAUCACGUUGACACCAUCAAAAGAGCCUCAGAAUGAAAAUACAAGAUGUAUCAUAAUUGGGUCAUUAUUAUCUGUAUCGUUGCUGUCAACUGUUUCUAAACUAACAGAUGCCAUUAAACAAAUUGCCUUAUCGGGUUAAUCCAACAAA